AAUUUUGACGUAAAGUCACGGGAAAGAUUCUCAAAAAAGUCAUGUCUUGGCGUCAUAACCUAUAAAUAUCAAAAAUUAAGACAAAAAACUGGAGCUCUUGUCUUUAAAUGGAAGGGACAAGUCUUCUGUAAUGUAUGUGAUUGAGGGACAGUUGGUCUAGACAACUGUGAAGGGACAAAAUUGUGGAUUUGGUGGAUUCUAAAGACGACUUCCCAGCUCUGCACGAAAUACAAUCCCAGCGACAAUUGCUUGGCGAAUGUAUUAUUUUACACACUUCCUUUGAAUCAAAGAAAAAUGAAAAAUACAGAGACGCUGCCUUUUACAAAGACUCUAUUUUGAUUAUGCUGUAAAAGACAAAUUUACGCAUUCUGAUUGGCUAUACUCUGAAGUAAACGUGAGUAAUGUUCGAGAGUCGAGAAAUGUCAUAAAUAAAGAGUAUGGAGUAGACCUCUGCUCUCGACUCUCGACGAAAUUUACCCUCGAUCCCCGUUUUAUUAUUCCUUUACUCUCUGCAACGGCUACAAUUACUAAACAGCGUGAGUCAGAAAAUUUUAGUUUGAUUGGUUCUCUUCCUAAUUCAAACCAGCACUUUUCACAAUAAUUUGCACGUCUGACCUUAACAUCCAUUUAUAUCUCUUGUGCGAAUUUCAAGAAUAGAUCGAGUCGAUAAAAAGGAAAAAUAUACGACGCCUCAAGAAAUACGUCUGUACAUGUUGGUCAAUCUUAUGGAGAAUGUUUGUUAGAAAGUGAAAGCAACUUGGUCUGCCCUUGAAUGAUUUAUAAAAGUUAUGGCCGGGAAUGAAAUAGGCGGUAUUUCAUUUGGUCAACGUCGUCCUCCUCUUACUGAACUUAUUUCAAGCAUUUUGCAAAGAUAUCCUGAUGGAGGGCAAAUAUUAAAGGAGCUAAUUCAAAAUGCUGAUGAUGCUGGAGCAACAGAAGUGAAAUUUCUUUACGACAAUAAAACGUACGACAAGAAUUCACUGAUUACCCCUGAGUUGGGAAAAUUCCAAGGUCCUGCUCUCUACUGCUACAAUGAUGCAAUAUUUAAGAAAGAAGAUUGGGAAGGGAUACAGAAUCUUAUGCGGAGUAACAAAAAAGAAGAUCCUCUUAAAGUUGGACGAUUCGGAAUCGGAUUCAACUCAGUAUAUCACAUUACAGAUCUACCUGGUAUUGUUAGUGGAACUAACGUUGCCUUCUUAGAUCCUCAUGAAGUAUUUUUUGGAAGAGGUGAGUCUGGUCGUCGGUUUGAUGUACGAAAUAGAUUGCUUCAGCCAUCCUUAAAAGAUCAAUUUGCACCUUUUCAUGGGAUAUUUGGUUGUGACUUGUCAAAUUUACUUCCUUACGAAAACACACUUUUUCGUUUUCCGUUACGUACAACCACAGACUCUGAUCUUUCAAAAACAAUAUACAACGAAUCAAUGAUUGAUGAAUUAUUUGAAUCACUGCGUCAAGAAGCAUCCAUUAUAUUACUUUUUCUGAAGAAGGUUGAGAGCAUUAGUAUGUACAAGCGUAAUGAUGAUGGUAGCAUUGAUUCAAUCUUUAAAGUGACAAUAUCUGAUGAUACAAUAGGCGAAGUUCGCGCCCAACGUACAAAUUUGCUAAAAGCUGCUGUUAAUACUCAAACAACUGCCGAAUCUCAAUACGCUCUCAACAUUGUAAUAACGACUGGAGAUCAUAUUUCACAGAAGAAAUGGUUUGUGGUAAAUUGUAUUGGCUCGAAAAAUAAGCGGAUAAUUACUUUACGAUCAAAACUGUGCUUGCUGCCUUGGAUAGGGCUUGCUUUGCCUGUUGAUGAAGAAGAAAAUACUGCUGAUGGUAGAAUAUUUUGCUUCUUACCUUUACCACCAGAUGUUGAAUGCAGAACCGGUCUUCCAGUUCAUAUUCAUGGCUACUUUGGCUUAACAGACAAUAGACGAGGGCUAACUUGGUCUGGUAGGGAAUGCCAAAAUAAUGAAACGGCCGAAUGGAAUGAAUUGCUGCUUAAAAAAGUUGCCAGCUCUGUUUAUUGCAAGAUGUUAAAAGCGCUAACUGCCAAACAACCAUUUAUUUGUCUUAGUGAGAUCAAGAAAAGUGAACUUUUAUAUGCAACAAUGCCCGUUGCAGAAAGGGUAAUAGGACACUGGAAGUGUAUGCUGGACCCAAUUUUACAGCAAUUGCCAAAUUUACGCGUGUUUUUUGCAAUUAAAAAUUCUAGAAAUAGUUGGAUUUCUUUAGAAAAUGGUGUUCUUGAUCGUCUCCUUCUAUCUGGGAUUUCGUCUGAGACGCGUGCUGUGAUCCUAAAAGUUCUUGCCCAACAGUACGAUGUUGUCACAAAUCUUCCUGAUCAUGUCCUCGAUAUAAUUCGUUGUAACUUCAAAAAUGUUACAGAGAUAACACCAGCGCUCAUUAGGCGUGUUUUGAAGGAACAGGGAGCCUUAAUGGUAGAAACUUCCCGUGUCGAUAAAAUAAUUCUUCUUUCGUAUGUUUUGCUUGACGGUAAAUUGAAGGAUAUUUCGGGUGUACCUCUUUUGCCUUUGGCUGACAAGACAUUUUCCACUUUUUGUCAACACAAACAUUCAUCGAAUCCCAAAGGCUCUGUAUUCGUUCCAAAGGGAAUGUGCACUAUAGAUUUACUCCCCAACAUGAGCAAUCGCUUUCUCGAUACCAGUCUACCAGAGGAUGUUUUAAAAGGGCUAACUGAAGCAGCCAAAAAGCCUAAUAAACCAAAGGUCAAAAGUCCCACUCAGCUGGUUCAAUUAACUAAUGAUAUCGUUUUACAGAGCAUUCGGGAUAGCUUACCCAAAAAGUGGCUUGGAGGUAAACGUGAUAAAGUUUCGUGGCACCCUGGAUCGCAAGAUCACCCCCCUCGAAGCUGGCUUGAAGCCAUGUGGAAUUGGAUAAAUAAAUCCUUUUCAUCGUUGAACAAAUUUGAAGAUCUACCUUUGUUACCAAUUGGCAAAGAGCUUGGUAUUUUAUCAAGAAAUUCCAAGUUCAUAUUUCGUCUACGCGGUACUUCUGCUGCUCUCCCUUCUCAUGUUCAAAGCUUGAUUAUAGAUUGUGGUUGCACAGUUUUUGAAAGCUUGCCUUCUUUUAUUCAGAUGCGUGAAGAUAUCGAAACAUACGUGGCUCCACCCACUCCUUACGGUAUUUUGCGUGUACUUGGGCAAGUUUCUUUAAGUGUUGUUGUCUCUGCUUUUAAAAAGAUUAUAACACCCGAAAACUGCGUGGUUUUUCAAGAAUUCUUUUCAAAUUUAACGAAUCCAAUUUCAAGUAGUAAUUUGAGGUUACUACAACAGUUACCACUAUUUGAAACUCUUCAUGGUACAGCUACUAACGUGGAAAACAACGAAGCUGUAUCCUAUUGGACAACGCUAAAGUUACCAUCCGAUUUUCAACUAUCACAAGAUCUUGCCAUUAUUCAAUCGUCCAAUUUGUUUGUUCAGAAGCUUUUGGAGUUACUUGAUGUUCGAAUUCUGUCCAUGGCGGACAUGUUAAUAAAGUAUAUCUUUCCUGAUGUAAAAGGAAACCUUUAUGGCAAUGAGCAGGUUACUAUACUCAUGAAAUGGGUUUUUGAUAGAUUUGAGUUUUUACAUUCUCAAAAUGUUACGUUUUGUAGCGAGCUUCAAAAUCUGAAUUUUGUGUGUACCAGUAAUGGUUUGAGAAAACAACCUUCUGAACUUUUUGAUCCUCAAGAUCCAAUCCUCUGUGAUGUACUGGACGGAGUCGAUGAUGUAUUCCCUUCUGAAUAUUUUUCCACCUCGCAGGUCAUUUUAAAGCUACAUUCGUUGGGUCUUAAAACAAGAACAACCAUUACGUCGAGUGAUAUUCUUGAAUUUGCCAAAAUUAUUGAAAGAUGUGGCCAGUCCUCUCCUUUAGUCAAUAAAAAAGCGCGUGCUUUGAUGAAGAUUUUGAAUGAAAAGUGUUUAGAUGAUAGUUUUUCCUCGUUAAAAAAUGAUCUUAAUGAAGUAAGAUGGAUUCCAUGCUCAACAUCUCGCCCAAGUAAUUAUCCCGAUUUUGUGCAAUGGUACAACACGUCAGAUUUAUUACUUCCUUCUGAAGUUCGAAGUGUAACUAAAGCACUCCUCGUCGGUUCUUCAAUGCCACUAGUUGCGUUAGAUAUAGAUUGUUCGGUGGAAGAGGAGUUGGGCUUCAAUAAAAAUCCACCUUUGGUAAAUGUAAUAAAGCAACUCAAAAAUGCCAUCGAGAGUUGGGAAAAUGGCGAAGAGCCUGUAAUAUCAUCUGAAACAACUAAAUUCGAACAAAUGAUAGUUGGAAUUUAUCAUCAUCUUCUCACUUUAGAGUUUGAGAAUAUUUCUUCUGAACUUGAAGAAGCUGGUCUAAAAAAGUGGAUAUGGCACGGAAAUGGUUUUUGUGCACCUGAAAAAAUUGCUUUAAAAUCAGAUUUCAAUAUUGAUCUUAGUCCACAAUUAUUUCUUUGUCCAAAGAAGUUGAAUAAGAAACUUAAAAAACUCUUCCUGCGACAUGGUGUACGGGAAAAAUUUUCAGAUGAAGAUAUUCUUGGAGUUUUGGAGUGUAUUAGGAUGAAACACAACGAACGUAGACAUUCAUUACAUGAAGUAACUCAUGAUUUGACCAUUUGCAAUGCUAUCCUACACUGGGUCGUUAAAAGUGGCAACGUUCUUGAUCACUCUUUACAAGAAAAAGUUCUUGUUCCUGUCCAGAGUAAGCACGAUGUAUUGCUUCUUGCUGCUUGCAAGUCCUGCACUUACUGUGACAGGAAUUGGUUGCGUAAAGGUGGAUCCGAAUUACAAAUUCCUGGAAAUUACCAAGUUAUUCAUAGUUCAGUUUCUGAUAACGUUGCUAGACUGUUAGGAGUUCCAGCGCUUAGCACGUGUCUUUUAUCAGCAGAGACUCUUGGAUUUGAGCAAACUGGACCUUACGAAUCAAUAACUAAUCGAAUAAAGACUGUUCUCCAAGAAUACACAGAAGGAGGAAUCUUCAAAGAAUUAAUCCAAAAUGCUGACGAUGCUCAUGCAAAUGAAGUUCGGUUUCUGGUUGACUGGAGACACGGUCCUAAGGAAAAGCUCCUGUCACCUGAUAUGGCUGCCUGUCAAGGACCAGCUUUGUGGGCAUAUAACGAUGCUAAAUUUUCAGAUCGAGAUUUUGAAAAUAUCAACAAGUUAGCAGGAGCGACAAAAGUUGACGAAGUUGGAAAGAUAGGGCGUUUUGGUCUUGGCUUCAACGCUGUUUAUCAUCUCACAGAUGUCCCAAGUUUUGUCAGUCGUGAAUAUUUUGUCCUGUUUGAUCCAAAUACCAAUCACAUCGGCAAUCAUAUUCCAAACAAGUCACGUCCUGGCAUUCGCAUCAAUCUCGCUAAAAAUCCGCAUCCAUUAUCAGCAUUCGAAGAUCAGUUUCAACCAUACAAUGAUGUUUUUGGUUGCAAGACCAAUUUAAAUGCGGAUGCAGAAUUUGAUUUUAAAGGAACAUUGUUUCGUUUUCCAUUCCGCACUUCAGUUGAAUCCAGCAAAAGUGAUAUUUGUCAAAGUAUUUACAACCGACAGAAAGUGGUCGAAAUUAUUGGCACUUUUAAAGAAUGUGCAUCAUCUCUGUUGCUUUUUACUCAACACGUCCGUGAUGUCCAGCUCUUUGAGGUAGAAGAUGGGUCACAGCCCAAUGAAAUGAAAUUGCUCUUAUCUGUUUCAAAACAUACUCAAGAAAUGCUUUCAAGUGGUAGUUCUCUGUCGUUUAUUGAAGAAUGUUCAACGUGGUGGAAAAGCAAGUUGAAUCAUUCCAGUAUGACCAUGCCUUCUCGAUGCGAGUCUAUUGAAAUAUUGACAAAAGUAAUGAAGUCUGAACUUAUGUGCAGUAAAGGAGAUGAUAAAAGUCAUGAAAGAUGGUUGAUCGUUUCUUCUGGAGGUUGCGGAAAAUCAGUGGAAUUAGCUUCUGGUGAAGGUGAACAUCGUGGUCUUUUACCUUGUGGUGGAGUGGCAACACGUCUCAGCUGUCCACCUCACGAUUCUGUGCAAAAGUCACGGGUUCAGGUUGAGACUGUUAGUGGUGAGGCAUUUUGCUUUCUUCCGUUGUCCAUUGCUACAGGGCUCCCUGUUCACGUCAAUGGCUACUUUGCUGUGACAUCAAAUCGCCGUGGAAUAUGGGAAAGAACAACGUCUCAGCAAAAUCAAGUGCUUGAAGUCCGAUGGAAUGAGUCUCUCCUGGAAGAUACAUUAACGAAUGCGUACAUUCAGCUGUUAAAUUAUAUGAAGACUCUUCAAACACUUGAUUAUCCCUUCUAUAUGUUAUGGCCUGUAUAUUCCGAUCUCCACUCUGCUACGUGGAGUCGUUUGGUGGAAAGUGUGUAUAAAAGAAUAGUGUCUCGUGAUUUGUCGUUAUUUCGCAGUAAUGAUAAAUGGAUGACUAUCAAUGAAGGUUACAUCUUAGAUACUGAACUGAGGAAAGUACCGGGAGUACAUGAUACAAUGGAAAAGCUGCAGAAAAAUGUGUUUGAUAUUCCUAUUCACAUUGUCUCUACAAUGGUGAAAGCAGGUCAAAAGGAAGCUGUUCAUUGCAGUACCAUAGGCUUUAAAACUUUUCUCGUGGAGAUCUUCCUGCCACAAGUUCAAAAAAUACCAUGCAGUACUCGUGAUCAAAUAAUUUGCUAUACACUGGAUUGUAUUGUCAGUGGUAGAACCGAGUUCUCAGACUUUCUUAAUAAUAAGGCGUGUAUCACAUGCUCUCGUGAUGGAAAAUUCUUAGCACUUCCAUCACAACUAAUAAAUCCAAAUGGAGUUGCUGCUAGCUUGUUUACAGAAGAAGAUCAUCGAUUUCCUGUGGGAGAAUGCUUCACAAAAAAUAGCCGAAUGAUUGCUUUAGAAAAACUUGGAAUGAAACAUGAUACAAUACCCUGGUCUGAUAUUUGUGAACGAGCAAAAACAGUUAAAACUCUUGCAUUGACUAGUAGAGUUAAGGCUAUUGAGCGAGUAAGACGUUUAGUAAAAUUUCUUAAAGAUAAUUACGAAAAAUUUUCUGAACCGUCUCAGGACUACAAAACACAGCUUCGCCAUACACAGUUCUUACCUUUCAUUUCAAAAUGCCCAAAUGACUAUGAACUUCCGUGGGAAGGUUCAAAGUUUAAUAAGGAGGAAUUUUUUGCCCCUGUAAACCUUUUUGUACUCGCGGAAAAAUAUUUAGUUGGUUCUAGCAGCAUUAUUGUCGAUGAAUCAGAUGAAACUGGUUGCGGAAAACUUGGUCACUCACUCAAGAUUUUACUUGGACUUACUAACCGCACUCCAUCAAUAACAGAAGUUUUUCGACAACUUGAUUGUGCAAUUGAAUCCAGCCAAAAUUCUCCCGGCAAACGGAAGGCUAUUGACAACGUAUGUAGAAAUGUCUAUAAAUUCUUUAAUAACAUCAUCUCCAAACCUCACAAUUUAUCGAAUACUGAAGCGAAAAAUGUACUUCAAGAACUUAAUAAAAGAGAGUGGUUAUUCAUCGAAGGAAAAUUUGUACCUACUGAAAAAGUGGCGAUGGACUGGAGUGGAAACGGUGUUCCUUAUCUUUAUUGCUUACCAUCAGACUAUCGAGAAAACUACGGAGAGCUUGCUGAAAAGGCUGGUAUUAAGACGAAAUUUUCUCAUAAGGAUUUCAUCAAUGCAUUAAGAGAAUUGAAAGCACAAAAACAUGUUUCCCCAUUAAAUCCAAACGAAAUCAAACUUACUCUGUGUUUUGCAUCAGCUCUAAGAAGCUGCAAAAUUGAUUACUCCGAGCUUGGUCAAAUUCCUUUACCAGACAGCAAUAAUGUGUUAUGUGUUAGUGAAGAGCUGACAAUAAAUCUCUCAUUCUGGCUUAAAGACCGUGGCGACGCUCGUUACGUUCACGAAGAUGUUCCCACUCGACUAGCUCUCGAUCUGGGUGCAAAGUCGCUCCAAAAUCGUCGACUAAAGAAGUACUCCAGAACUAUCGGGUUUUCAUUUGGCCAACAUGAAAAGUUAACUGACCGUCUGAAGAACAUUAUGAAGUCGUACCCUUGCGAUUCGGGAAUCUUAAAGGAGCUUGUACAAAACGCUGAUGACGCUGGAGCAUCUGAAAUUCAUUUCAUUCAUGACACAAGGAAGCUUCCCCACGAAAAAGUAUUUACGAAUCAUCCUGAAGAGAUACAAGGGCCUGCACUUUGUGUUUUUAACAAUAAGACGUUUACUGAAGAAGAUCUUGAAGGAAUUCAGAAACUAGGAAUUGGCAGCAAGACUGAUGAUCCAGAGAAAACUGGGCAAUAUGGAAUUGGAUUCAAUGCUGUCUACCAUUUAACUGACUGCCCAAGUUUUUUGUCCAAUAAUGAAACACUUUGCUUUCUUGAUCCACACUGCAGAUAUGCGCCAGAAGCAACAGAAGAUUCACCGGGUGAACGAUUUGAUAAUAUUGACAAUGAUUUCAAAGAAGACUUCAGCGAUAUUUUCCUUGGUUACCUUGGUGAGCAUUUCAGUUUGAAUGGAGGUACAAUGUUUCGUCUUCCUCUUCGAACAUCGUUAUCUUCAUUUGAAUCUCUGAUAUCAAGGAAUGUUUUUGGAACGUACACAUUCAAAAAACUAUUUGAUAAGUUUGCGAUUGAAUCGAAGAAAAUGUUGCUUUUUCUCAACAACAUUACAAAAAUUUCUCUAUCCGAAAUCGACAAAGAUGGGAAACUGAAAUUAAUUUAUAACGUGACAGCUGAUGUGGAGCAAGACACCGAGAAAAAACGAAAAAAUUUUACCGACGUUAUGAAAGAAAGCAAAAAUCUUUCCACCUGUGAUGUUCCUCGGCAUGGAGUAACUUAUCCACUUGUAGUCUCAGAUUCUAAGAAUAUUCAGGAAAAAUGGCUCAUUCAUCAAUGUUUUGGUGUUUCAGACCAGACUCAAACAGAAUCUCAGCCAAAUGGACGUGAAUACGGCCUUUUUCCUCGAGGGGGGAUUGCUGCACUUCUAUCAAAUACUCCCAAAGAAACAUCUGAAUAUGUUGCAUAUUGCUUCUUGCCAUUACCUGUGCAAACUGGCUUACCUGUUCAUGUCAAUGGACACUUUGCGCUUGAUUCUUCACGGAGAAAUCUUUGGAACGAUGUAAAUGAAAACAGUCCGCUGAAAAAAUGGAAUGACUUUAUAAAAAGAGAUGUUCUUGCUCCUGGAUAUGCUACAUUGAUUUACGAAGCACGAAAAUACAUACCAUUUACUGAUGAAGGUGUGGCUACCAACUGCUUAAAAUUUUCGUUUGCAAGUGAAAGGGAUGCAUCAAAUGGACUUUUCUGGUACUAUGGUCUUUUCCCUUCUUUUAAAGAUUCUUUCUGGGAUAUUUUAACUCGUGAAGUCUAUCGCUACUUAUAUUUGAAAGAAAUGGAAGUUCUACCCGUCAUUAUUUCAGAUGACAAAGCUCAAACUUCAGAAGCAUCUGCACAAUUAAACCAAACGCCACAUGCGGAGUCUAAACCUCAAAUAAUUCGCUCAUGGCGUGUUGUUAAUGAUGCGUAUUUUUAUGACUACAAAAAUCAAACAAAAGUUGACGAAAAGAAAUUGUUCAAGAUUUUGCUUCGUAUGCAUCUCCCUCUUUUGCUUUUCACACAACCUAUAGUGCUAGAUUCCUUUCAAAAGAGUGAAAUAGAAUGCAAAGUGUUGACACCAGCAAAUGUUAUUGAAUUUAUUCGAACCUUUGCUGAUCCAAAAUCACAAUGUGUUAUUGGAGACCUUCCUGCAAAUGUGUCGGAAACUACGAUGAACAGCAUUGUUGACUUGAAGAUGCUUUUAGAAUACUGUAAGAUGGAGGAGAAAUUUCCCGAGAUCAUGCAAGGCUUGCCUCUUUUAGUUACAGCAGAUGCCAGCUUGCGUGUAUUUGAUGUCAAUAAUCCAGUUUAUCGUUCAAAGUUUAGCGAUCUAUUUCCUCUAAAUGCAGAUUUGUUUGUUCAUCAAGAUUUAGUGAGCUACAUUCCUAACAUUGAAUGCCUUCCAGAAGAUCGAGUAAUGAUGCCGUUAACUGUCGAAUCUGUGAACAAACAUCUUCCUUUGAUUUUUCCUGAACACAUGAGAGGCAAAUCAGAGCAUAUUUCUUUCAAAUACCCGGAGAACGGUGCAUUAUCAAGAAAAUGGUUUCAGCGACUGUGGCUUUUCUUGCAAAAAUACACAUCACCCGGUGCUUCGCUUUCAGUUCUUGGUAGUUGGCCUAUAAUUCCUACAGUAAACGAAAAAUUAGUUACCAUUCAUAAUGGGAAAACCGUACUUGAUACUACACCACGUCGCAAUGAAACUGCCCAGGCAAAACAUGUUCGGGAUAUUUUGGAGAAGUUGGAUUGCCCAAGAUUGAACACAGAAAUAACCAUGAACAAAAACCUAGCUCCACCUUCCCAAGACAUUUUCUCUACUGUUUCUAACUUUUUUGAGAGGUUUGGCUUAUCUUCAAACGCAACAAAGGAUGGAGAGCGUGUUACAGAUCAAUAUGUUUCGCAGCCUCAUAAUGUUGGUGAUGUUCUUCAAGUACUUGAUUUUAUGAGAAUGAAAGAAGAGUUAGAUAUCUCCAUACUGACCAAAGAAGAUUUAAGAACGAUUCUCAGUUUUGCUCAAAAUGACUUGGAGAAUUUGGAGUGUAAACAUGCUGUUAUUUUAAAACGUCUACCGAUUCAUUUAGGAAUUGAUGGGUCUUACUUCAGUUUAUCUCAAUAUGCACAUUCCUGUGUGAUCCCACAAGGUGUUCCAACUGAAGAAAUCGCAAGACUACAACGACACACAGAUUGUAUUUUUCUUGACGCAAUGUCGUCUACUCUACUUCCUGAACUCUACAAUUGGCUUAAAGUUGGUGUGGAAAUAAGUUUAGUCGAUUUUUAUAAGAAUCACAUCAUUCCCAAUUUUGCCAUUUUUAGUAGAGAAAGUCAAGAAUCAUACUUAAAGCACAUUAAGAAUGAUGUUUUGCUUUCCUGUAACUUAGGGAACAAAAAAAUUUUUACUGAUGUCAUGACUGAAAGUUUACUGAUCCCAGGAGACGACAACCAACUCCACUACGCUCGAACGUUUUAUGACCCAAGAAAUAAAGUUUUCAAAGCAAUGCUAAACGAGGACUCUAUCUAUUUUCCUCCCAAACUUUUUCAUACUGAUGACUGGCUCGACUUCCUGUGUGAAAUUGGUAUGAAAACGAAAGUUGAAGAAAAUCAAUUCUUAGAAUUUUGUAACCAAGUUGCUGCCUGUGCUUCUUACGAUCGUGAAGUCAGUGAAAAAAAAUCAAAGAACCUUCUUUCUUACUUUUUUGAAAAUGAUCAUCUCCGUGGUAAAGCCUUUAUGUCUUCACUCUCAAGUAUACGAUUCAUUCCAUCUGAGAAAGUAGAAAUGAGUUAUCUAUCAUUACACAAACAAUAUGAGUGUACUUCUGCAGACUGCCAACCACCCUUUGUUAAAUUUUUUGAUGCAGUGCCUUGGGAAUACCGUGCUCUUACGUGGACCAGCGCUCAACUUCUCCCGGUGGAAUGUAUCCUCAAGAAAGAGUUGCUUUGUUAUUUGGGAAGCCAAGAAAUACCAUCUGUCAAGACAAUCGCUAGUCAUCUUCAAAAUCUUUCUUCCAUCCUCACUGAAAUAAGUUCUAGGAACGAAGUUCUCCCUCAACCUGCCUUCCUCAUGAGGAUUAUGGAUUCUAUUUACAAAGCAUUAUCAGAAAGAUUAGUAUGUCGUGAUGAAAAAGAUAUCUCAGAGAGAUGCAGUGCAGAGUGUAAAAGCAUCGGUUUAAGAAUGAAAAAUGUUCCAUGUAUUUUGGUAGAAUUUGGUAAAGCAAUAAUAUCCGCCGAUAAACUUUCUUUUGAAAAUCAAUCUGAAUCUGUCUUUGCACCAUUUUUGUAUACACUUCCCAGAAAAUAUGGUAGUUAUGAACAUUUAAUGAAGAGACUUGGUGUCACGGAAAGGUUUACCUCGCUGCAAUUUGCCAUUGUCUUAUUUGCAUUACGUGAGAAGUGCCAAAAUAAAGUAGUAAAUCCCGAUCUUUUUGAAAAGGCUAAAGGCGCUGUGAAAUUUUUGUUUCAAAGUUUGCUUGUCGAAAGAAGUGCUGGCAAAGAAUCAAGCAUACACGGCUUAAAGGAGUUGUUUCUUCCCAGUGAAAGAAUGAUAAUGGUGAAAUCCAGUGAUUUAAUCUUCCAAAUAUCAACAAGACAUCAACGUGCUCUGCAAUCUCACGGAGAUAUGAACGUUAUGUUUCCGUUAGAGAAAUGCGGUCUUCUUAGAGAAAAGGAUAUGGAGUACUUUAAAUCCCUACCACAACAUUUGAGGCCCAAGUUAUCAAAAGAUGUAUUUAAGGAAGUCCUGGAUCCAAAGAGCAAAAAUGAUGUUUGUACUACCUGCAUUCGCUAUAGUCCAUGUGAAUUCAUAAAAAGAUACUUGCUUCUAAUAAAAUCCCGUGAAUUUCAUUCCUGUCUUAUUCGUUUGUUGAAGCACCAAAACAAUAGUUCACAACUUAAUGAGAAUGAUCAAAGUAGAUUGUCUAUCUUCGAAAAUGAUCAGCUUAAAAUCAUUUGUAUGCGAAACAUCCUCACUCGUCUGGUCGACGCCUCUACUGAAUCUCCAUUGUCAACAAACGCCAUGCCAAUUGACUGCUAUGCAGAAAGACAAGACAAUACGUGGCAUCUUUACAUACAGCGUAUGACUAGUGAAACCUUGACUCCUGCCUUGGCAAUUUGCAUUAAAAAGAUUAGCGGCUGGAUUUUUAAUGCGACCAGUGAAGCCUCCAUUUUAAGCAUGCUGCUUUGCAAUGAUCCAUCACAGUUGUCAAAUAUUUUGGAUAAACUAGAUAUCAAAGAGGAUUUUGCUCAAGAGAAAUAUAAAAUUGGCGAUUUCGUUCCGUUAGUGUUUCAUUACCUGCUUCAACAGAAUCCGUUGUUUAUUUUUCAUGAAGGCGAAAUUGUGGCCUAUUGUGUUGAGGAUCAAGAAGAACGUGAUCACGAUAUAACAGAAAACAACGAAAUGCAAUAUGUGCUUGCAAAAAUAAUAUCUUGUAUAAAUCCUUCUGAGAGUGCAACCUCAUCCGAUUUCACUGAAGAAUACCUAAUUGAUCUUGGAAAGGCACAGAAGAAAGUAAGCGUUCUAGAUUUAUAUAAGUUUGUUCAAAACCAGAAAGAAGCUAAUGAAAUAACUGAUUUGGUCGAAUUUACUGGUGAUCCAAAAUCUAUACCAACUAGUCUUGAUGAAGGCAAAAAGAAAAUCCGAGAAGCUCUUAUCAAGGCUUGGAGAUUGCCAGAAAAACUUCGGCGAAAAGCUAUCAAACGAUUGUAUCUUCAGUAUCAUCCAGAUAAAAAUCCAAAUAAUGUUGAAUUUGCGAAUGAAUUAUUCAAGUUUUUGAUAUGUGAAAUGAAACAAAUGGAAAAAGAACAGUCCGAUAUUGAUAUUAAUUUAACCACAUUAUUUACUAACUUGAAUCGUCAGGCAAGAAAACAAAGAGACACCUACAACAACUAUCGAAGUAGCUGUAAAGGUGGCAUGUCAGGAUUUUCUACAACAUCGCAAUCUUAUACUUGUCCCAAUACAUUUGAAGCAAAACGCUGGUUAAAACAAGCCCAACACGAUUUCGAAGUUGCUAGGGUGUUGUCAACCUCACUACCAUCUUAUGAUGCUUGGGCAUGUUUUCUUAGUCAGCAAGUUGUAGAGAAAACUUUAAAGGCAGCGUUAUACGCUAAGUGUGGUCUUUCCAACGAACAGCUGCAUACUCACGAUAUUUACUCCUUAGCACAUCACGUAUGCUGUCUUCGUGGCUUCUCUUGUGAAAUCCAAGAUAUGACCUUUGUCGUUGGUGAUUAUUAUCUGAGCACUCGUUAUCCAAACCAACAACCUGGUGGCACUAUUCCAGCCGAUGCCUUCAGUCCCGACGAGUGUCAACAAGCAUUGAAUGCUGCUGGAAGAAUUGUUGAAAUCGUCAAGAACUUAAUUGAUCUUUAAACUUUUCUUAUACUAACACUAUGGUUAUGGUUUUUUUCAUCAAAAACAUUGUAUAAGACAGUGCUAGCUAAUUGAAAUAUUUAAAAAAAUUAUAAUUGUUGAUU
This is a messenger RNA of Xenia sp. Carnegie-2017, 13960 nucleotides long. RefSeq names its product sacsin-like. NCBI's taxonomy places the organism in Eukaryota, Metazoa, Cnidaria, Anthozoa, Malacalcyonacea, Xeniidae. The transcript has 6 exons. Gene Ontology annotation, molecular function: Hsp70 protein binding. Bases 789 to 13856 code for a protein of 4355 amino acids. The record is from RefSeq and is a predicted model, not a curated record.